Molecule: messenger RNA, 2460 nt
Organism: Xiphias gladius (swordfish)
Lineage: Eukaryota; Metazoa; Chordata; Actinopteri; Istiophoriformes; Xiphiidae
Gene: pvalb6
Product: parvalbumin 6
Exons: 5
Coding region: 265-594 (109 amino acids)
Cellular component (GO): nucleus; cytoplasm
Molecular function (GO): calcium ion binding
Source: RefSeq, a predicted model, not a curated record
UCUUUCUCCCCUUCAUCUCACCUCCAGCCAGCGUGAGCUCCUCCCGCCUGCUUUUCGUCCACUUUCUCUUUUUCUCUCUCUCUUUAUACCUCUCACUCUCUCUGCUGUCUCUUGUCUUUUAUCUCUUUCUCCCUCUUUCUGUCUCUUUCUCUGUCUGUCCUCCACUUCACGUCUGCCGCCAGAAGCUUGCAGGCUCGCUUGUCUUCCCUCAACCGGUGAGGAUCCAGAAGCACUCGGGACGAAGACUCUGUCACUGGAGCCAAGAUGGCAAUGAGCAGCAUCCUCAACAAUGAUGACAUCAAGAAAGCUCUGGAUGCAUUUGCAGUUGCUGACUCCUUUGAUCAUAAGAAGUUUUUCGAGAUGGUGGGUCUGAAGGCCAAGUCUUCUGAUGAUGUGAAGAAGGUCUUCACGGUGCUGGACGCCGACAACAGCGGCUUCAUAGAGGAGGAGGAGCUCAAAUUCGUCCUAAAAGGCUUUGCCAAAGAUGGCAGGGACCUGACAGACAAAGAAACCAAAGCAUUUUUAAAAGCCGCGGACAAGGAUGGAGACGGCAAGAUUGGGGUCGAUGAAUUCGCGGCCCUGGUGAAAGAAUAAAUAGUCACCUAGUGUGACUGACUAGUGCUCCAAGAUCCCCUCCUAACCACUGCCACAUCCUGACACCCGCUGAGCCCCCUUUCUCCCUUCCCAGCACAUACGCUCCACCACCCCACCCUGACCGCCAGCCCACUAGACUGCAGCUAAUUCCUGCUACACACACUCCUGUGUCCCACCCUCUCAUACCCACACAUCCUCAAGUACCCCAACAAGCUAUAUUCGUCCUAUUUAUUUUAUCCUUUUUAUAAACAACUGUUCUUGUUUCUGUUUCUGUAUAGAUAUAAAAAUUGCCUGCAGGAAUAAGCCUCGCAUUUUAAAGCAUAAAGUAGAUAUUUAAAGAAAACAGAGAUUUUAGAGAAAGACUCUCAUUUCCUUCUGUAUUUCUAACUUCACCCUGUUUCUUAUCUCUUUGUGUUUCGUAGCCAACACGUCCUCUCACUUUCCCUCUUUCUUUUUCCUUUAUAUCUGUUUUUCUCUUUGUUCUCUCGAUUUCACCUCAGGCACUGUUCCCUACCUGCAUUUGCUCCCCUCUGUCCCCUCCCACACCAUCAACCACUCCAUACCUCUAUCUAUUCAUCUCUAUCCAUCCCUUUCUCCUCUGAUAAUGAGCUGUUGUAAAACAUACCAAAAGAAGAAAGAGGUCAAGCUGUGAAAGAAUAAAAUAAAAUGACGAAAACAAAGCCUCGAAAAACUGACUCACUCUGACCCUUCUGUUCAUUUCUUUCCUCUAUGUGUUUCUCUCCUCUGAUUUCACACUUUAACCCAGCUCUCCAUCUUUCCUUCUUUUUUCCUUUCUUUAUUUCGCUCUCACUCCUGCUCUUAUCAAGCACAACAACUGAAGCAUAUCUCGACAGCAACCUAAUAAUGUAUAAAGGGUUGUACGAUAAAAAGCUUUUGUCUUUAAAAAGGUCAAAUUAUCCCUUACUUUCAUUUAUAAGCGUUCAUUAGAACUGGCUUUCGUCUAAGCAGUAAUUGGGGAAAAGAAACUACAUAAAGAAAACCUCUAUGCAGUUACAGAUCACUGAGGAGCCUCUUUCUGCCAAUGUUUUCCUCGCAGUCCACAUUACACUAUGAAUCUAACUUCAAUGAAGGAGGAAAAGGCAGGAAGAGGCCACAUUACUCCCCCUGCCACAGAGUCUUUAUUCAUAAGCGGUGUGCUAGUUUAACAGAACCAUACUGUCAAGCCAUUAGCAGAAUUGAAUUCACACUGAGGUUCAAUUUGGGUUAAGUAUCCCCAACGGAGGACCCAAAAAGGCAAUGUGGGAAUCCUGAUCUUUAGUAGGCCAUUAUACUGCCUGAGCAAAUAAACACAGAUCUGAAGCUUAGAGGCUAUCACCUACACGACAAGAAACAGUACUGUUGAGUUCAGUUUAGCCCAGAAAAGCACACUGCUUGUCCCAACAGACUGUUUAAGUCAGGGUGAUUCAUAAGAAAGAUAAAUGGUCACUGGAGAGAUGGCCUUUAUGGGAAGUGGCAUGCAGAAAUUAUGUCUUCCAAAGUGAAAAUUGCUACUUAAAAGCAGAGUAUGACAAUUAGGAGUGUGACAUACUUUAAAGGCCCCUAUAAGAUUUUCUCAACCAGCUUCUUUUUAUGAGCGAUGGGCUUCUACAUGAAUAUGUUAGUUUCUACCAAAGUUAGAGCAGUUUUGCUUAUUUCAUAAGAGAGGUUUUGUUUGUUUGUUUUUGUUUUAACUGAGCUCUCAUCUAAAUUGGGUGUGGCUCCAUCUGGAAAAGGUGAUGUCAUGAACUUGUGUGCUCCAUUCAGAAUUUACCAACAUCAAACCACACCCCCACAGUUUUUGAGCUUUAAACUCUUAAAAUAAUACCUAAGAUAUAAUACCUAAUACCUACCUUGAUUAUUGUUUAU